Cottoperca gobio is the source of this 721-nucleotide messenger RNA. RefSeq names its product basic transcription factor 3 (gene btf3). The transcript is spliced from 6 exons. NCBI's taxonomy places the organism in Eukaryota, Metazoa, Chordata, Actinopteri, Perciformes, Bovichtidae. The record is from RefSeq and is a predicted model, not a curated record. The coding region runs from base 117 to 557 and encodes 146 amino acids.
CUCCUCUUUCGCUUCCAUCUUGCUCCCCGCAUGUGUCUGCUGUUAGUUUACAGGUCAGUGAGGAGCUUUAAAUACUUUCUUCCCUGCACUGUUCCCCCCUGAUCCGACAACAAGAGAUGAAAGAAGUAAUUAUGAAUCAAGAAAAACUUAUUAAACUACAGGCACAAGUCCGCAUCGGCGGAAAGGGCAGUGCUCGCAGAAAGAAGAAGGUUGUACACAGAACGGCAACCGCAGAUGACAAGAAGCUCCAGUUCUCCUUAAAGAAACUCGGUGUCAACAAUAUCUCUGGUAUUGAGGAGGUUAACAUGUUUACGAAUCAAGGAACAGUCAUCCACUUCAACAAUCCCAAAGUGCAGGCCUCCCUCGCAGCCAACACCUUCACCAUCACCGGCCACGCUGAGACCAAGCAGCUGACCGAGAUGCUGCCGGGUAUCCUGAACCAGCUGGGAGCAGACAGCCUGACGAGCCUCCGGAGACUCGCUGAGGCUCUGCCCAAACAGGCUUCAGAUGGAAAAGCGCCAAUUGCAACAGUAGAAGAAGAAGAUGAAGACGACUGAUGUUCCAGACCUGGUGGAGAACUUUGAUGAAGCAUCCAAGGAUGAGGCUAACUAGAGGAAAUGGGACCCUGAAGUGUCAAAACGUGACAGGACCAUGUGAGGCACAAGAUGUUUUUCUGUCUGUUUUGAGAAGUGGAAAGCGAAUAAAGUUCUAUCAACUUUUG